AAAGGCCAUCUCUCAGUGCACUCUCUUAUCCCCAACAUGCCUUUUCCCGGUAUCCCUUCCGUCUCUGAAUAAUCUACCGGGUCUUGUAAUGACCAUUACUACGCAUUAUGGCACCAGCUUCAGAACCCACGCAAUUGCUUCAAUACGACACCCUUUACGAGACGGAUCCCAGACAUGUCGCUGUUGAUGCAUAUGUCAAUUCUCACCUCUUAUCCGAAUCCAAGAAUCGUUACCAUUCAGCCCUGCAACGCAUCCACCAAAACUCUCUCGAUGCCGGCCUUCCAGACAUCGCUUGCUCCCCUUCCCAGGCAAAAUUCCUUACGCUUCAGAUUCAAAUGUCCAAUGCCAAGAAUGUGCUUGAACUCGGCACCCUCGGCGGGUAUAGUGCCGCAUGGAUGGCUUCGGCAGGCCCCGAUGUCAAGGUGACGACUAUUGAGAUUGACGAGAGAGUUGCGUCCGUGGCUUCAAGGAAUGUCGCCGAGGCGGGGCUAGGAGCUCAAGUUGAGAUUCUCCAAGGAGCUGGGCUUGAUGUUCUUCCACAGCUCGUGUCGCAAGUACAAUCUCAACAGCGUCAGCCCUUCGACUUCGUCUUCAUCGAUGCCAACAAACAAGACAACCUGGCGUAUUUUAACUUUGCGGUUUCCAUGACUCGCCCUCGUACCGCUAUCAUUGUCGACAAUGUGGUGCGUAAUGGAAAAGUUGCGUCUGCUAGUGAAACAGAAAAAGACGACCGCGUGUUAGGGACACGGCAAUUGAUUGAAGCAAUUGGCAAAGAUGGACGGGUCGAUGCAACCGUCAUCCAAACAGUUGGAGAAAAGAAUUAUGACGGGUUCCUGAUUGCUCUUAAGAAGUAGGCCCUGCACUGCACCAACUACAUGGCCAUGUUAUUUUUAAAUCUCUGGUAUUGUUGUAAAGGAAUUGUAGGAAGGGCGUGCUAUCAAGCUGAUGCGAAUAUAUCGCGGAGGUCACAUAAAGUGAGGUUGUCAUGUAGAUGUAGAAAGAUAGAUGACGAGCUAAGACUACAAUUGAGGACGGGAGCAUAAGGUCUCCUUUCUCACGUGAUGUUACAUAUAAUGCCAGUCUUAAGCACCAGGCCCAAGACUGGUUCUUCACGUAUCA
This is a messenger RNA of Ilyonectria robusta, 1119 nucleotides long. Its product is annotated as O-methyltransferase-domain-containing protein. The record is from RefSeq and is a predicted model, not a curated record. Bases 108 to 854 code for a protein of 248 amino acids. Lineage: Eukaryota; Fungi; Ascomycota; Sordariomycetes; Hypocreales; Nectriaceae. The transcript has a single exon. Gene Ontology annotation, molecular function: S-adenosylmethionine-dependent methyltransferase activity; O-methyltransferase activity.